CAUCUCUAGCUUCACAGCAGAUGUGAUGUUAGCUUGUUUUCUUGGGCGCUCCUAUCUGUUUUUCCAUCUCUGUUAACUGUCUGAAGCUUCCCUCACCAAACCAUGGCCGAGGAGGCCGAGGGUUCCCCUCUGUCGUCCCAACAUGACGUUCCAGAGGUGCUUCAGCAGCGAGUUGCUGCUCUGGAGCAGGAGAGAGCCGAGUUCAUUCGACUCAAGCAGCAGCUUGAGGCCGAAUUCAACCAGAAGCGAGCCAAAUUCAAAGACCUGUACAUGUCUAAGGAAGAGGAACUGAAGAGGCAAACGACGGCCCUGGAGAACUCCCAAAGCGAGCUCAGCACUGUACAUGCCCAGCUGGCUCAGGCCCAGGCUGAGAUCGAGACCAUCAAAGCCGUGGCCACCGUGUCGGAAAACACCAAACAGGAAGCUAUCGACCAGGUCCGCAGCCAAUGGCAGGAGGAAGUGGCCUCUCUGCAGGCCAUCAUGAAAGAUCUUCUCCUUGAAUUUAGCUUAAUAUUUGAAGUGAAGAUGCAGAGUGAACAGAGAUAUUCAGAAUGUUUGUCCCUAAACUGUUUUGUUGGUAUUUUGAAGUUGAAAAGGUGUUGUUUGUUUCAGGCUCAGGAGGAUGCAGAGAAGCUGCGCUCAGUGGUGAUGCCCAUGGAGCAGGAGAUCGCCGCUCUAAAGGCCAAGCUGGGUACUGCUGAGGACAGGAUAAAGGAGCUGGAGGCCUCUAAGGUGAAGGAGCUCAAUCAUGUUCUGGAGGCUGAGAAGUCGUGUCGUACGGACUUGGAGAUGUACGUGGCCGUGCUGAACACUCAGAAGUCUGUGCUGCAGGAAGAUGCAGAGAAACUACGCAAAGAGCUUCAUGACGUGUGCCACAAGCUGGAGCUGGAGCGGCAACAGCACAACCAGCUGAAGCAGACGUGGCAGCGGGCCAACGACCAGUUCCUGGAGUCUCAGCGCCUCCUGAUGAGGGACAUGCAGAGGAUAGAGAGCGUGCUGUCUUCUGAGCAGCUCAGGCAGGUGGAGGAGAAAAAGAAGAAGGAUCAGGAGGAGGAUGAGAAGGAGCGGCUGAGCCUGGCGAAGGACCUGCAGGAGGAUGAUGGAGCCGAUAACACUGAGCCUCUGGAGGACUUCCUCGGCCUGAGCAUUGAGGAGCCUAAUGCCAACCACAGCGCUCAUGGUUCCAUUCACUCCUUAGACAGCGAAGUGGUGGCGGGGGGGCCUUCAGACACCUAUAAGGACAAUCUGCGGAGAGUCCAGUCGACAGAUAGCCUCGGUUCCUCGCUGUCUUCGCAGCAGGGACUCGGCGGUCACAACCAUAAGGCCAAGUCGGCCAGCAACCUGGACGAAUCUGACUUUGGGCCUCUGGUGGGGGCGGACUGCAGUGUGACGGACAGUAGUUUUGGCGAGACCUCGUCCAUCGGCUCCAUCAAGCUGACGGCGGGUCACUUCUUGCUUACUAAAGACCAGGAGAAGGCUAUCAAAGCCAUGACCCCUGAGCAGGAGGAGACGGCGUCGCUGCUAUCCAGCAUCUCUCAUGCCCCUGAUUCAGCUUAUUUACCGCCUGCAGGCUACCGGCUCGUCAGUGACACCGAAUGGAACCUGCUGCAGCAAGAGGUAAAAAACGCUGGCAGGAAGCUCGGCCGACGCUGCGACAUGUGCUCUAACUACGAGAAGCAACUACAAGCCAUUCAAGGACAGGAGGCCGAAACACGAGACCAGGUGAAGAAGCUGCAGGUCAUGCUCCGUCAGGCUAAUGAUCAGCUGGAGAGGACGAUGACGGAAAAACAAAGCCUAGAAGAAUCAGUAAAAGUAGGAAACGAGGAAACUGCUGCUAAGGUGUCUGCCCUCAUGCAGAGUGUCCAGGAGUCGGAAACACUGUUCAACACACUACAGCAGGCCUUCAGCGAGGCUAAGAGGAGCACGCAGGAGCAGAUGGCGGUGCUCUUGAAGUCGAGAGAGAAGGUGGCGGAGGAGCUAAGCCGACUACAGAGAGACAACGAGAGCCUGCAGGGUAAACACAGGCUGCAUCUAGAACUGCAGCAGCAAGAAGACUUCCUCAUGCCUAACACUGUGCAGGAUCUACAAGGUCUGGUGUCGCAGCAGCGGGACGACAUUGUGGCGUUGCGGACGGCGGCCGAUCACAUGGAGGAGAAGCUAAAAGCGGAAAUCCUGUUCCUGAAGGAGCAGAUCCAGGCGGAGCAGUGUCUGAAGGAGAACCUGGAGGACACGCUGCAGCUGGAGAUUGAGGGCUGCAAGGAGGAAAUAGACAUCUUGGAAGCAUCUUUCUCCAGCCUGAAGACGGAGCUGGAGCGAAUAAAAGCAGAGAAGCAGCAGCUGCAGAACAGUUUAGCUGAAAAGACCGAAUCACUGGACGGCAUCCAGAGCGCCAAGAUGAGCCUGGAGCAGCAGCUCAAAGAAGUCACCAGUGCAAAGGUUUGUUGUCUUUUCAUGCUCAACCAGUUAAAUGUUGAAGAAAAUAAUCUGUUGAUUUUUUCCAAUGAGCUUUCUGAUCCAGAUUCCUCCUAAUAAUCUGUUCUUCUUCGUUUGUGUCUUCAGGUCCAGUUGGAGCGAAUACGACAGGCGGAGUCUUUGGAUCGGAUCAAAGUUAUCCUGAACGACACCAACCUGACCGACAUCAAUCAACUUCCAGAUACAUGAUAGCUCCAGAACGAAGACUGGCUUUAGUUUCAUUCUGUCCCUCCACCACCACCGGCCCGCUAACAUUAUUAUCUGACCCCCCCCAGCCCCCCUCCCCUAACCACACUGGAAGGACAAGAAUCGGCGGAUAUCCUGUGGACAUUUCAAAGCCUUUUUGGGUAGAAUAAUGAAGAAGAACACUACUACAACAUGUAAAUAACUAAAUGUGUGACUGUGAGUCGAGGGGGUGGAAGCCCCUCUCCCUGUGGGGGGGGUCUGCCUGUGUCAUGUUUCUACUGUAGAUACGACUGUGUGUAUUAGCUCAACCAAAAACAAGGGUUUGUCAUCCUCCAAUGCACUUUCCAUCUUUCCGUCUCCCUCUCCGCUCAAAGCGUUUGAUAAUCGCUUCUUUAAUCCGCUCACUCGUCAUUCUCUCGUCUUUUUCUGUCCCGCCGCACCUCGACAAAUUAUGAAGGAUGAGAAAUACUUGCACAUACUCUAACUGGGACAAGACCAUCAGAACGCAAGCAAUAGCUUCCACUUUAACGGCGGUUUUGCCGCAUUUAUCGUCUAAAUUAAAUGUUUUUCCUUUAAUAGUUGCCCUAUUCAGAUCUGUCAGGGUUUUUUUUUCUUCCAGAAACACUAUUUAACUCCAGGAACAAAGAAGAAGAAGACAACGGGUCAAGAUUAACGAAGAAAUGGGAAGGAAUGGAUUAGAAUUUGCUUCUGUUGUGAUUUCCUUUUUUUUUCAGAUAAGUAUUGAACUGAUGAUCUUAAUGUCUUUUUGAAGAUCUUAAAUGUUAGUCGGGAGCUUUUAGGCACCCAAAGGAAGUGGAUUGUUAACGAGCUGCGCCCCCCCACCCCCCUCUCAGCUGCUUGUCUUUAGUAAACUAUCAUAAAAUGGUCCGUCUGUCACUACAAGAACUUCUGUUGUCUGUAAACUGAUUUGAAUUAAAUGACCUCAAAAGUUUGAGUGCA
Cyprinodon variegatus (sheepshead minnow) is the source of this 3618-nucleotide messenger RNA. RefSeq names its product rabaptin, RAB GTPase binding effector protein 1 (gene rabep1). Gene Ontology annotation, cellular component: intracellular membrane-bounded organelle. Gene Ontology annotation, molecular function: growth factor activity; GTPase activator activity. The transcript is spliced from 18 exons. Gene Ontology annotation, biological process: endocytosis. The record is from RefSeq and is a predicted model, not a curated record. Lineage: Eukaryota; Metazoa; Chordata; Actinopteri; Cyprinodontiformes; Cyprinodontidae.